AUGUCCAGCUCUCUCAUGGACGAAGUGUUCCCCACGGAUCCUACGGCCGAUCAGCCCACUCAAUCGAGCGUGCUCGCGACCGUUGUACCCGAGCCCAUCUGCGUCACCAAAGAACAGUCCAGCGGUGCUACGGGCAAGAACGGUCUGAGCGCGCUCCAGCACUCCAUCGCGAGUCUCAGCGUGUUUCAGCAUUUGCCCCGCCACGCAAACCAGGGCGUUGACGAUCUCACGCGCAUGCGCAUGGCUCUCAUAUCUGGGGUGCCCGAAGAAGUGCAAUGGGCCCUGAAAAAGUACCUGGCGUACAGCAACAAGGCCGCCUACCUGAUCCGGUUCCGCGAGAACCCGGAUCUGCCCCCUCUGCUCACUCAGUUUCUCACUACGCUGGCCCCUGAGCUUUCUCGCCUCGAUCUGCCGGUCGACGACCGUAAAGAUCUCGCAAUCCUACAGCGGGGCCUGAACGCGGUGCUCAUACUCCGCAAUAUGGCUCAGGAUCCAGAAUCCUCUCAGAUACUUGCUGCAGACGCAGCUACCAAAUCUUUCACCCUGACCGUACUUGAAACCUUCACUAGCAUCAACAACAGCACUUUCUCACUCUACCAGAACAACGCCGCGUUUUUUAACGAACUCAUUCACUACGUCGUCGACAUUAUGGAAGCCAUCUCGUCGUAUUUGGCGCCUGCAAAAAAGGACGAUCCCUAUUUUAAAAACCUGGUCUCUAUUUUGGGCGACACCAACGAUCGUUACAUGGUGAUAUCCAUCUUGCGGUCUCUUUCGCGUCUGCUCGUGAGAUCGAAGGCUGACGAUGAAAGCGCCGCUGACAAUUUGCACGACGAAGUACUCAACCAAAUUUGCUCCUAUUUGCUGGUUGAUUGCGACAGCGAACUGAUCGUGGCGUCGCUUGAUUUUUUAUAUCAAUAUGUGCUUCCAGGUAACGAGCGGAUUACAAUACUGCUCCAGAAUCAGGACCGAUACUCUCUUUUGACUGCCGUCCUGCCAAAGCUCCUGACGUACGACGUCAAAAUGCCGGAUUAUGCGGCUUUCAGUAACACCAAGAUACGGUUAACGAGAAGAGUCAAGCCGCCCGCACCGACGGAACCACCCGGCCUGGACCCACAACUUUUCGGCCAGCUUUUGGCCCUGAAUGAACCUAUGCGUUCGACGGCUUGGUUGAGAUGCUGCUUCGAGCCUCAGCCAGAAUCGGAGGUCACUCAGAUUGGCUUAUGGCGCGGUUAUGAGUCCCAAUUCUCGCAAGCGGUUAAAGACUCAGGCAGAAAGCUUUUGCCCGCUGUCGAAUUCAUCAAAAAUGUCUCGAAUGCGUUCAAAAACGCAGCAGCAAUGGUAAUCACAGAUCAGGGAACCGGUAAAAAACGCUUCGUCAUAAAAGGUGUCCAGCCGAGAUUCAGAACUGUUUCCAUAGCAGAGGGAGAAAUUGCUGCUACGAGAACCCAGGAGCCUGCUCCUCAACCUUCUGAACCAUUUCAACCUCAAUUAAAGGAAGCAACGCAAAUAUCCUUACCAGAAAUCAAGUUCCCAACAAGACUCUCAGACGUCUCCAAGGCAAGUGCUACUUUUUUGUGCUUGGUCUCCAACGAUGUCAAGGGUGUAGGCUUAACGUUUUGCAAGCAACUAAGGCCGAUCAUUAUACACAAGCUGGCAGAUGUCCCACCUUUGAACCCGGCUUUAUCAGAAUAUAUGGACAAUGUUCCCUUUGUAUGA
Lachancea mirantina is the source of this 1716-nucleotide messenger RNA. The record is from the annotation of a GenBank genome assembly. Lineage: Eukaryota; Fungi; Ascomycota; Saccharomycetes; Saccharomycetales; Saccharomycetaceae.